CACAAAUAAUGACUCUUAUAACUAACAAGUGUUGGAUAAAAAUUAUUUUCAGUUGUUCCAGAAACUCGUUUGGUUGGCAUCCCAACCACUGACAUAGAAGACCUGAAAGAUUCUAUAGCAAUUAGAUGCGUCGUGAGCGCGAAUCCUAAAGCUUCGGUUGUAUGGAGACGAGAAGGCCAAAAUCAACCGACGAGUCUGCAAGAGCUUUUGCAAUUCAGUCCGGCCAUCAGACAGCACUCUGGAUUAUACACCUGCCAUGCCAGGAAUAAAGCCGGCGAUUCCGUACCGAUACGAAUCCAGAUUGAUGUUAAAUAUCGUCCAAAAGUGCUUAGCGUUGGACGAGAACGCGUCAAAACCUCCACCCUGUUCGCACCGGUCAAUUUCGAAUGUUUAGGCGAAGGCAACCCACCGCCGAUCUACCAGUGGAUCCACACAAAAACGUCACAACAAUCGGAUGACGUCGUGGAGCGCGGCAGGGAGGCCAAGCUACACAUCAGAAACGUCACUUACGAGUAUCAGGGAGAAUGGAGGUGCAAGGUUACGAAUGUUAUUAAAGGAGAGGAACAGAGUGAUAUCAGUGAGCCCAUUAUACUUCAAGUACAUGGUGCUCCCCAAGUGUUGCGACAUACAACAAUGCCGGAAAUCUUCGUCGAAAGUGGACAAACCGUGGAUCUUAGCAUGGUCGUUUGCGCUGACCCUAGACCGAGAUCGGUCGCCUGGGAAUGGGGCUCGCUCAGACUGGAAGCCGGCAAUGAGAUGGGAAAAUUCAAAGUGGACGACUUAACUCAAGAAGACGGAGAAGACUGCUAUUUAACCACACUCCACGUCAAAGAUACUUCAGCGACAGACUCGAGGACAUAUUAUUUGCUCGUGGAAAACGACAAGGGCAAGGAUACGCAUGCCGUUCAAUUAUACGUGAAUGAGCCACUACAAAUGAUCACUCUAGUGAGCGUGGCCGGUGCCCUAUUAGUCGGUUGCCUAUUGCUGGUUUGCGUCUGCAUCUACGCAAUCAGAGCGGGAAAAUGUUGCUUUUCAACAAAAAUGUGUGAUUCUGAGGAUCUAGUAGUUAAAGAUUUGAUGCAAAUCAUACUAAUUAUUCAAAAACGUUUAAAGAACAAACAAAUGGAUGCAUUUUUUAGUAGACUUAAUAAGUUUGAGCAAUACUUUGCUUCCGUAGAACCGUUUAAGGUGAGAAAAUAG
This is a messenger RNA of Ceutorhynchus assimilis (cabbage seed weevil), 1200 nucleotides long. The record is from the annotation of a GenBank genome assembly. Lineage: Eukaryota; Metazoa; Arthropoda; Insecta; Coleoptera; Curculionidae.